CGUCAAAACAUGAACCAAUUUCGCAUAGAUACGAAAUAAGUUAUUGUAGAUUUAUUGAGCACAGCCAUUAGAAAGCAACAAUCAAACGUCACAUCAUGCCACAGGUAGCGCCAACAUCCGCACCAGCGGAAAUUCCCGCGGAGGAGCUUGAUUGGAUACAGAUGCGCAAAGAUUUUGCCGGCAUGCACGCAGAAACAACCAAAGAGAAGAUGGUUCGAAAGAUCAAUGAGAACCCGCUGGUCCCGAUUGGUUGCGUCGCCACGCUGACAGCGCUCGGCUUUGGGCUGUGGAAUUUCCGGCAGGGUCGCUCCCAGAUGUCGCAGUACAUGAUGCGUGCGCGUAUACUGGCCCAAGGUUUUACCGUGCUCGCACUGAUCGUCGGUGUGGGCAUGACCUACGGUACCAAGGAACCGCCCAAGAAGUCCUGAAAGUCUUGCUGGAAUGGAACUUGUGGCGUCAAAAACUAUGCUAAACUGUUAGCCCUUUAUUGAGAUAUGGAAUAGAUGGGAUAUCGCAUUUGCACCCUAAAUUGUGUUACACUAAACAGAACUGAGUUUUU
Anopheles moucheti is the source of this 559-nucleotide messenger RNA. Its product is annotated as HIG1 domain family member 2A, mitochondrial. Bases 96 to 428 code for a protein of 110 amino acids. NCBI's taxonomy places the organism in Eukaryota, Metazoa, Arthropoda, Insecta, Diptera, Culicidae. The record is from RefSeq and is a predicted model, not a curated record. Gene Ontology annotation, cellular component: mitochondrion. Gene Ontology annotation, biological process: mitochondrial respirasome assembly. The transcript has 2 exons.